AUGGGCUGGUACCCGUAUCCUGUUGAUGCUGACUCCAAGCUCAUUAAGUCUCAACUUCUAAUUGCCGGCGUGAAGGUUCACGCUUAUGGCCUGGACAACGUUACCCCACCAAAAGCUGGAGAAACGAAGAAAGUAGCUGCUCUGUUUGUGUUGCAUGGCCGCACGAAUACUCAUCUAUUUUCAGGAUCUAUCGCUCACAUCAUUGUUGAUGGAAGGUUGAAACUGGAUUCCAACCCUGAAUUACCCUUGGUGGCAUUCACCAUCGACUUGCCAAACCAUGGUGAGCGUGCUGUCGACCUAUGCCGAAACGAAACGGGACCUGUUAAUCCCUUCGAAGUGAUAGACCUUGCUUCAAUGUGCAAUGCUGCAGCCUAUGAUGUCAAGAAUAUACUAGAGUACUUGCCGGCGUACUGUCCUCAGUUUGACUUCGUGCCUUAUGUACUGGGCACCUCAAUGGGAGGGCACAUUGCUUUCAAACUGGCUUCUCUGGUUCCCUUGAGCGGAAUUAUAGACGUUGUUGGAGCUCCUGAUUUGGCGAGUUUGUAUUACCAUCGGGUGAUCAAUACUCCGUUUAGUGAAUGUGCUCCCGGAAUCUACAAGAAGGCCUACGAAGAGCUGGACUUGUCAGAAGAAUCCAAAAAACGAUACCCGAAAGCACUACACGAGAGCCUAUCGUUAUCCACAAAGAAAUACUACUCGAUAGCUCACGGAAUUCCAACUUUUCUCGUAUAUGGAGAAAAGGACAAUAUUGUGAGCCCGGUUUACGUUUCUGAGCUGGAGCAACUAAAGGGCUUCCCUGGAACUGACAUAGAGGUGUAUUCGGAGCCUGUUGGUCACACAACCACCAUGUCAAUGAUUGAGGCCAUAAAAACAUGGCUUUACAAGCGGUUGGACCAAGCAGUUUGA
Kuraishia capsulata CBS 1993 is the source of this 906-nucleotide messenger RNA. RefSeq lists its product as uncharacterized. Bases 1 to 906 code for a protein of 301 amino acids. NCBI's taxonomy places the organism in Eukaryota, Fungi, Ascomycota, Pichiomycetes, Pichiales, Pichiaceae. The record is from RefSeq and is a predicted model, not a curated record. The transcript has a single exon.